ACACUCCACCUCUCUCUCUCCGCCGGAGGAAGCAAGAUUCCGUAAAAGAGGUACGCUUUUUUGAUCGGAACGGAACCCCCAUUUCUCUCUUCAUCGUGUUCUCUACCUCUGCGUCUACCACUACUCUCACUCUCCGUCCGUGUAUCCCCAUCCUGCGAUAAGACGACGAGAAAGCUGCCCUUAAAGAUGACUGUACAAAAGCUUUACGACAAAAGUGAAGUCUUCUCACUGAUUCAGCCGAUAGAAUACUAAAAGAAAGGCGCAAAUUGAAGCAGAAAACAAACCCAGAAAGCAUUCUGACUAGCGAAGUCUCUGAAAGAACCAGAUCUCUUUUUUCCAUUGUUUUACGUUUUUAUUUCACUGUGUUUCGGGGGGUUCUCUCCCCCUUGGAAUGUUCAGUCGGGUCUUCUUCCUGCCGUUCCUGGGGUUUUUGGGGGGUUUUUUUUUAUGCCUAUGCAUUUGUUCAAGGAAUCGAGUUUUGUGGGGAUUUUGGAGAGUUGGGUGUGCUUCAAGACGGAGUUUUGGGAUUGGUACUGAAGAUCAUACCGUUAUCUUUUGCACCUGUUCUGUUGGGGAUUUUUGUGGUUUGUGAUGGGGGGUCCUGAAGAGUUAAAAAGCAAGGUCAUUGAUGCGUCGGUCGGUGGAUUGGUUUGGGUACGCCGCCGUAAUGGUUCGUGGUGGCCGGGUCAGAUUAUGGGCCUUAACGAGCUCUCUGAGGGUUGCUUAGUUUCUCCCAGAUCGGGUACACCGGUUAAGCUUCUUGGCCGCGAAGAUGCAAGCAUAGACUGGUAUAAUCUUGAAAAGUCUAAGAGGGUGAAGGCAUUUCGGUGUGGGGAGUAUGAUGAAUGUAUUGAGAAAGCAAAAGCCUCUGCUGCAAGUUCUAAUAAGAAAGCAGUCAAAUAUGCUCGAAGAGAAGAUGCAAUUCUCCAUGCUCUUGAGAUUGAGAAUGCACGGCUAGGGAAGGAUAAUCCAAAUUAUUUCUCUGGAAGAGAGAAUUCUAGUGGUGAGGAUAGUGGUUCUGCCAGAGAAUCACCUACCAUGUCACAUUCUGCGAAUGAAAAUGAGGACAUGACUGAUGAAGGGAGUGAACCUGAAAAUGAUUCAGAUUCUGCACCAGAAUUAUCACAAUCUGGAAUAUCUUUCGAAGAGCCCAACCAAAUAGGUGCCUCAAGGGUGCAAGCUGUACCAGGAAGGAGGAGAAGAACCCCGAAUGACUCAGAGGAUGAUGGAAUUGAAGGGACCAAGAGAAUGAGAGGACUUAAGGAUCUGGGCAUGGGUGUGGUGUCAAAAGGAAAGGUCCAGGCAGGGGCAGUGCUGGAGCAUGUUCAACAAGACAAUGUUUCACCUCAUGAUUCAAACACUGGAAAUUGCAUGCUGAAUGGAAGUGCUGUGAAUGGCAGCAAGGGUUGCUCCUCAUCAUUGAAAAGAAAGAGAUCUCAAGUGGCAAAUGUUCAUGAAAUUUCAAAGAGGAAAAACCGUCGCCGACCGUUGACAAAGGUCUUGGAGAGUACUGCUAUGGUGUCUGUUCCAGUCAUUUGUAAUGAACAUCCAAGUUCAAAUGGUUCACCCCUUAGGGGACUUUCUGACAGCAAGGUUUCUGCAUUGGAUUCUAAUGAGUCAAGGAAAAGUUUUUCCAUGGUAAAUAACAAUAAUAAUUCAGACAGUACUGGUGUAUCAUGUGAGAAUGGUGUCUCCUUGAAUGCUUCUGAACACGGUGGUGACGCAUCUCAUGUUAAUAACAAAGCAAAGGACAAUGAGAUUUCCAGCAUUCCAGGGAUAGUUGAACAUGAUUCAUCUGACAGGUUAUUUGAUGUGCCAUUUGUUGGGGAAGAUAAACCCUCUGCAGAUUUCUCUCCUAUAUUUGUGUCUUGUUCAUCUGACACUCCUGAUGUUGGGUUGGGAAGGCAAUCAAGUCACAACAUUAAAGCUGCAAUCGAGGUACACAAUGAACCGGGUUCUACCAGGACAGCAGCUAUUAAUGUUAACAUUAUUCAGAGAAUAGAGAAAGGUACUUCAAAGUGGCAGUUGAAAGGAAAGAGGAAUUCAAGACAAACAAGUAAAAAUAGAAAACAGGACUCAAGAAAAUAUGUUGACAUGGAUGAACCAAAUGGUUUUUUGGCAGGUGUAGAGCAGUUGGAUGGAUUCCCUAGGCGUUCUCGCUCUAACCAGAAAGUUGAUUCCAGUGGAGUCAGUGAGCUCAUGUUGACCAACAAUUUCUCUGCACAAGUGAGGUCCAAAACAGUUAUGGAAGAGAAGGUUGAUGGAUUCCCUGAAUGGAAGUCUAUUUCUCGAGGGUCAACAGCUGAGGUGAAGUUACAUCCUGAUGGUUCUGUGGCCUCUCAAAGAUCACUUCCCCGUCAGUCACGCUAUACUGUUCCCUCCAGAUAUCAUACUGCAGAUUUUCCAGUUAGAAGUUAUUCUGGUGUUUCUUCAUUGUACGAUGUGAAGGUUGAGGCAAAUGCCAGGUAUCAGCCGCAAGAUGUUCCAUUGGUUUCCCUCGUGAGUAAAUUAAAUGGCAAAGCCAUUGUUGGUCACCCACUAGCAGUUGAGGUUUUGAAUGAUGUUCACUAUGGUAAUGAAUGCGGUGUGACUGAAGUUGAUCAAGUAGCCAAUCAAAAUUUAGAAAGAGUAAAAUUGCAGUCGCAACUUUCAUCAGGUAAAUCCCGAAAGCUAAGGAAAAGUGGGAUUUUGUCCAACAAAAAGAUUCGGAAAUUGUCUUCAUUGACUAGUCACAAGCUAGGUGAAUUGAACGGGAAACUGGUGAUGGAUAAGCAUAAAACUCCCAUCAUAGCUUGUGUUCCGUUGAAGUUAGUAUUCAGUAGGAUCAAUGAAGCAGUGAAUGGAUCUGCACGAGCAACUCAUCGUGCUGUAACACCUGGGAACUCAUGAAACUCUUAUUGGUGAAUGUGGUUGGUUUUCUUGGGGUUUUACUUAAUAAGAGAGCCAAGUCUUUUGUUUCCUGUUAAAACUUACUGGUAAAAUCCCCCUGUACAAUUGGUUUAUAGGUUUCUCUGGCUCUGUAUAUACAUGUAACACUAGCUGAGGUGUAAAGGUGGUCUGGUAUUAGGUAUUAGUGACCUGAUAUUAGGUUUUUAAUACAUGAAUGAUUGAAUUCAGGUGGGUUCAGAGGGGCUAAUAACUUAAAUUUUUUCAGUGUAUCUUUUGGAUUUGGACAUUGUUAGAAAUUUGUUCCAAUUUCUUUUGUGGCAUUCAGAUCUUUUCAUC
Messenger RNA from Rubroshorea leprosula, 3225 nucleotides. Lineage: Eukaryota; Viridiplantae; Streptophyta; Magnoliopsida; Malvales; Dipterocarpaceae. The record is from the annotation of a GenBank genome assembly.